UCAUUUCCGAAUACAUCAGUCCGUGAGACUAGUCUGGAAGUUAAAGUUUGUUUAAGUAAAAUAAUCAAAAAUGUUUCGAGCAUUAGCAAUACUAAUAUUAGUAGCAUAUGUCAAUUGUAUGCUUUAUCAAGAAUAUCCAAACACGUAUAUAAUAAAAGAUGGUUCUAAUGAUGUGAAUUCGAUAUUCAAAGUACCCAAAACCGAAGACGAUGAAGGUUUAGCCAAUACGUACUUCGAAAAAAUAUUCGAGGAAUUUUUACCAAGAGUGCGUCGUCAAGUGCAAGGAUCUAUGAACACAGAUGCUGAUGGUACUUCAAACUUUGCGGCUAAGGUACCUAUAACUGGUAAUGAUAAAAAUAUUCUAAGUGCUGUUGGAUCAAUCGCUGGAGCUUCAGGGAAUGGAGGCUACAAAGCUGCUGGUGGUGGACUGGCUUGGGACAAUGUCAAUGGUCACGGUGCAAGUUUGACUGGUCAGCACAUCCCUGGCUUCGGGAACCAGCUGACCGCAGCUGGUAAAGCUAACCUAUUCCAUACCGACAAACAUGACGUCACUGCAAGUGCCUUCGCUACAAGAAACUUCCCUAGCAAUCCCAUCAUGCCCAACUUCAAUCAGUAUGGAGGGAAAGUUGGAUAUACAUACGACAAUAAAAUAGGAGCAUCGCUAGGAGCGGCGCACACAGAUCUCUUCAAGAAAACAGAUUAUUCAGCAAUGGGCAAUCUCAAUUUGUUUAGAGACAAAACUUCAUCUUUGGAUUUGAAUGCGGGUUGGAGUAAAUCCGUGUCACCGUACAUGCCAAGUAGCAGAUGGGAGCCGAGUGGAGGUCUUACAUUCACCAAGUGGUUUAAAAAAUAAGUUGCAACUCAGUUUGUUGAGAAGAAACAUUUUUGAUAGAAUAUCAAAAUGCUAUCGAGAAUGUAAUAGAAAUAAAAAGCUAAAAAGGCUUGUCCCACUGAAUUCUUAAUUGUCUGAUAACAAUCUAAAGUUAAAAAAAAUAUUAUGGUAUUAUCGAAUUCUGUUCCCUUAUCUGACAGUGACGUCAUUUUUUAGCUAUCUGAGCGUCUAUCAGCCAGUGGUGGUCCAGGCCCUAAAACUAUAAACAUUAUAGUUAUGUUUUUGAUAUGCUUGCAUUUACAUUGUAUUUUUUUUGUAACUAUUACUGUAUCAUUGUAAGUAGAUAUUAAAAAUAAAUAAAUUCCGCCUAAAA
This is a messenger RNA of Papilio polytes (common Mormon), 1205 nucleotides long. Its product is annotated as attacin-like. Gene Ontology annotation, cellular component: extracellular region. The coding region runs from base 71 to 853 and encodes 260 amino acids. The transcript is spliced from 3 exons. Lineage: Eukaryota; Metazoa; Arthropoda; Insecta; Lepidoptera; Papilionidae. The record is from RefSeq and is a predicted model, not a curated record. Gene Ontology annotation, biological process: defense response to bacterium.